Molecule: messenger RNA, 1806 nt
Organism: Chelonus insularis
Lineage: Eukaryota; Metazoa; Arthropoda; Insecta; Hymenoptera; Braconidae
Product: zinc finger CCCH-type with G patch domain-containing protein
Exons: 7
Coding region: 119-1699 (526 amino acids)
Biological process (GO): negative regulation of transcription by RNA polymerase II
Cellular component (GO): nucleus
Molecular function (GO): DNA-binding transcription repressor activity, RNA polymerase II-specific; RNA polymerase II cis-regulatory region sequence-specific DNA binding; metal ion binding
Source: RefSeq, a predicted model, not a curated record
UGCCAUCAAAAGAAAAAUAUUGGCAUGAGUUUCUCUACAACAACACCAGAUGGUGUUCUUUCAGAGUUAAAAAUAGAUAAAGUUUUAUUUAUUUCAAGUUUCGUUUAUUGCAAAAAUAAUGACAGAUGUAAAAAAGUUGCAAGAAGCUAUUGAACAAUAUGAAACACAGCUUUCUCAAGUCCAAUUAGCAUUAUCUUCAGCUGUUGAAGGACACAACAGGGAUAAUUUAUUGAGCCUCCAAUCGGAUAUCCAAGAGCUUAUUGCAUUGACUAAAGAAAGUUUAAAAAGUGCUGAGGAAGGAAAAGAAUCUAGUGACAAUGAAGAUGAUGGUCUUUCUGACGAUGGUCAAAUUGAAGACGAUGAUGAUCCUUUAACUAAACAAUGUGCUAUGUUUAAGGCAGAAUUAGAAGAUGAUGAAUCUCAGGAUAAUGACGAGAACGAUAAACAAGAGGCUGCAAAUAGUAAUAAUAUAGAAGAUGAGCUCAAAACACUUGAAGGAAUGAAAUGUCGAGCUCCUCAUGGUAGCAGCUGGGGUGGCACUAGUUUUCACAAUGCUAUGGUCUCAUCUGUCCUUACCAAUAAUGACAAGAAUAUUUCUAGUAUUAAUGAUAUUAUGAUUAGAGUAUUCUUUAUUAAUCCAACUCAUAAAGAAAUGUUACCUUGUUCAUACUUCUUAGAUGGAGUAUGUAAAUUUUCUGAUGACAAAUGUCAUUAUUCACAUGGAGAAAUAGUUCCGUUUUCUGCUCUAGAAGAAUACAAAGAACCUGACUAUUCUACAAUUAAAAUGGGUAGUAGAGUAUUAGCUAAGGAUACAAAUAAAAUAUGGCAUAGAUCAGUGAUUUUACAAGUUCCUGAUAGUAAUGAAGAAUUUUACCGAGUAAAAUUCGAAGCUAGUGGUAAAAUCAUGGAAGUAUAUCUUUAUGACAUUGUACCACUACAAGACAAUGAGUUAGAAAUGUCAGACUCAUCUGAUGACAGUAAUAAAUCAGAUACUAAUAAUAUGAUUGACGAAACAAAAAAGAGAGAUGUUAUCCAAAAAUCACUCCUUCAUAUGAAUUCUUCUGAGCCUUUAGGGAAUUGGGAGCGCCAUACGCGUGGAAUGGGAAGUAAAUUGAUGGCUCGAAUGGGGUACGUAGUAGGUACAGGAUUAGGAAAACGUUCAGAUGGAAGAGUUAUUCCAAUUGAAGCAACUGUAUUACCCGCUGGCAAGUCUUUGGAUCAUUGCAUGGAACUUCGUUUGAAUGCUGGAGGAGAUGAAGAUUUAUAUUCAGUUGAGAAGAGGAUGAAAAAAGAAAGAUUAAAAUUAGAAAAAAAACAACAAAAACAAUAUGAGAGAGAAAAGAAUCGAAACAGCACAGUUUUUAAUUUUAUUAACGAUACUUUAGGUAAUAAAAAUCAAGGGAUAGAGAAUUUAAAACCUGGUAGUUCAAAAAUGAAAACAAAUUUAAAAGGAGAAUCAACCCGAGACUUAAAUGUAGCAAACUUUCGUGUCGGUGAAGAUAUAUUAAGAUUGGAGAGAGAAUCUUUGAAAUUAAUGAAUUCCUUAGGAAAAUACAGUAAAGGAAGCCUUCCUUAUAAUAAUAUCAUAAUACAGUAUAACGAAAAACAGAAUGAAUUACUACAUUUACGGUCUAAACAAAAAAAUAUAAUAACUGAACAAAGUCACAGAAAAGACAAAGCAAAAUUAUCUGUGUUUUGAUGUGUAGACGUGAUAUUUAUUGUAUUUAUAAUUUCCACAAUGCAUUCACCUUGUAUAUAUCGCUUGCGUGCACUUAUUGAGUAAUAAUAAAUAAUAGAAUAACGAUA